This is a messenger RNA of Leishmania braziliensis MHOM/BR/75/M2904, 2874 nucleotides long. RefSeq lists its product as hypothetical. The record is from RefSeq and is a predicted model, not a curated record. NCBI's taxonomy places the organism in Eukaryota, Euglenozoa, Kinetoplastea, Trypanosomatida, Trypanosomatidae. Bases 1 to 2874 code for a protein of 957 amino acids. The transcript has a single exon.
AUGAGCAGCGCCUCGAAGCCGACGGGCAGUGGGUCGUCCGUCACGGAUCCACUCACGCCGCUAGCAGCCGCGUCGCUGUCCUCGCCGCCUGCGCCGAAGCUGUCGACUCCCCCUGUCGCAGCCACGGCAGCAACGCCGUCAGAGCCGGCCACCGCCGCCGUGACGGCGGACAACGACGGCGCCGAGGCGCAGCCACAGCGGCGUGGCUGGGAAGCUGUCAGGGAUGGGCGCUUCCGCAUCGCCCUCACCCAUCACUACGCCAUCAGUGACGACCACACCGACGCGGCGCCAUCCACCUCUACAGACGCCGUGCAGGCGGAGCACGCAACCGACGCAGCCGCGGUGCUUGGCGACAAGGAGGGCCGCGCGCUGAUGUGCGACACACCGGGUAGCGAAUUCUGCGCAACCGAACCGCACAUUGAGGUUAGUCUGGAGGCGUCGCUGGUGAAUGCGAUCAACAGCGCCUACACCUCUACCGGCUACCCGUUCGUCGCCACCACCGGCAACGCGCGUGGCUCUGUCUACGGCUCUUUCGUGGACCUUAGCAACCCGUCCCUCAGCUCCCUGGAGCUGCCGCCGUCGCAGUCCAUCAUCGUCGCCCCACGCGAGGCCAGCGACCCUGGCAGCACGCCGGCGCACGACCUGGUCGAGAUGGACACUCUGCUUGCAAUUCGGUGGGGCCGCGGCGACGGCAUAAUGAAGACUGCCGGGACCGCAGUCCCUGUCGCCGCCGCGCAUGGGAAGCAUACUCAGACCGCGGCACCUACCGGAGCCGCCGGCAGUCCGCACUCGCCAGCCGUGGCACGCACCAUCGCGCACCAUCUCUCGCAGUACCCGGAGGGCAUUCAUGGUAUCAACUCAUCCCCGGCGCUGCGGCAGAUCCUGGUAGAGGGGACACUGCCGACAACGCUGGCAAGCACGCCUUCGGCGCCGGUGAACACAGCCGCGCAGGCACCGGCCCCGUCGGGCGCAGAGGCAAAUGUGCCACCGCUGCCAACGUCGCCGCAGAGCAACGCCCCUGUUCAACACACCCUUGUCAGCGCUAGCACUUUCAACCACGUCUCCGUCUACCUUGUUGCCCACCAGGACGGGAAGCUGCUCUACACGGCGCCGAUACAGAGCCUCUCCGCCAGCAUCGCGACGCGCAAGGUGACAGCACAUCAGCUCAUUCUCGUAGGGAGGGGGGAAGUGGAUAUGCUGGUGACGGACCCCUUCACACCGCCCCGGACAAUGCCGCCCAAGCACACUCGGAUUGGCUUCGCUGAUAUCUCGGUCGCUGGCGAAGAGGCUGCCAUCUUCUUCCGCUCUAAGACGUCUCGCUUCGUAGACGCCGAUCCCGGCAUGAAGACCAUUUCAGCCGCGCCGAUCCGCUUCACCGUAGAGCCGCACCUUCUGCUGGGAAACCAAAAUGGCGACAUCUUCGUGUUUAGCCUUCUGCAAGAGCGCAUUGUGCAGCACAUCAACUACAACGCCGGCAAACCCAACGUCUCCGCGGCCAUCGCUAGCGGCAGCAAUGGCGUCGGCAGCAAGCUGAUCUGCUCCCCCGUCUCGUGCAUCGCGGAGAUACAGAACGGCAUCGAGAAGAAGAUCACGUGCAUGGUCGAGCACGCCGCCCUGGCGAAGCGCGACCGCCGGCGGUCCUUCUCCACGGACGACAUCACGACUGGCUUCCCCGCAGACACCAAUGCCGCGGCGCCGUCGUACUACGACAACGACGUCCCCCCGUCCCUCUACGCUGUCGGCUUUGAUGAUGGCCAGAUGCUGCUCCUGUGCGUCACUUGCGAGGGAGGGUGGUUGCUGCGGCACUUCAACAACCAGUACUUCGGAGUGCGGCCAAUCCAUUCCAUCGCCGUGCGUGUGCCACCCUUCUACACACGUCUGUGGACCAGCCACCUGCCCCCCAUCACCACCGCACCUCACGGAAGAAAACGUAGCACCAACAAGUCCACGGGAGCACCAGUGCCCAUCACGACCCUCGUCACCGCCACAGCGGCACUUAUCGUGCACAAGGAGCAUCAGCUCAUCGCGGCCAUCUCGUGCAGUGGCGGCGCCAUUGCGCUGGUGCGGCUCCCCGGGAUGGAAAUUAUCUACUCCGUCGAUUCGACCGACUACAACGCCGUCGGCGAGAUACUGGCGCUGCAGUGGAUGGCGACGAUGCCGGACCACCUGCUGACGCCAGACAUCCUCGUCGCCUCCGGCGAGGAUGAUACGAUGACGGCCUUCCAGCUGCUCGAGCAGUUCCUCGUGAGCGCCGUCGAGGGGAAUCACCACAACGGCAACGACAGCGUGCCACACUUGUCGUUCACAGAAUCCGUCGUGGCGAAUGGCCGACUGCGCAUCCUGGAGAAAAAGCGGUUCCACCGCAGCUGGGUGAACCGGUUGAACCUGAUCCCGGUCGCGGUGCCCGCCGCGACGGCCAACGCAAAGGUUACCAGCCGGUCAAGCAGCAGCAGCAGCAGCAUCGGCGGCGGCGGCGGCAUGCCGCAGUACCUCGGCGUGUGCCUCGUCGCCUCCUCCUACGACCACCUUACCUCUUUCUGGCCUUACAUGUUCAGUAGGCAAGGCCAGGGCGCUGGCGCGGAGGACGGCCCGGACAGCACCAGCGCUGCUGUACUAGCGGGAUGCGUUGGUGGCGCCAGCAGCCUGGAGUAUGCGGGCACGAUGAGGAUGAGCUUCCCCGGUGGUAGCCUUCCCCUCGGCAGGAUUGCGGCGCCGGAUCGGUACGUGCUCGUCGACGGCCCGACAACGGCGUACCCGCUGCACUCGGAGCUCGUCAUUGGUGUUGCGGCCGCCGGCGGUGGCACGAGCUUCUUCCUGGCGACAGUGUGCUGCCGUGGUAAAGUAAAAUUCUGGUCCGUGCAAGUGAAAGUCUAG